AUGCUUAUCUUUGGCUUUCCAAAUAAGUAUUGCAAUUAUAUUGAAAAAAAAACAAAACAUAAACAAUGGAGAAACAGACGUUGGUGGGUUCGUCCAUUAAUUCAAAAAAAUUAUUUAGAUGAGUUUUCAAUCCUAAUCGAAGAAUUUAAAAAUGAUAAAGAGUUCUUCUUUCAUUAUACUCGGAUGUCAUUAGAAAUAUACAAUGAUCUUUUGAAAAAGAUCCACAUCUCCAUUAUAUAUAUAACAAGUAGAGAAUCCGUAUUAUCUAUUGCUUUACAUUACCGUGUGGGUGAAUCUAUUCGUACUAUAAUUAUUGAAACUUGCUCAGUUAUUAUUGAUAUAUUACCCAUUUAUUUGAAACAACCUAAGGAAGAAGAUUGGUUUCGUAUCUCUUCACGUUGGAAAAUACUUUCAAAACCUAUAAGAAUGAAUGUCGACAAAGUUGAAAGAAUAAUUGGGGCUUGUAUGCCUCCACAAUUUCAUAAUAUCUAUGCAAUCUGAACGACCAGAAAUAAACGAAA
Pogonomyrmex barbatus (red harvester ant) is the source of this 521-nucleotide messenger RNA. RefSeq lists its product as uncharacterized. The record is from RefSeq and is a predicted model, not a curated record. NCBI's taxonomy places the organism in Eukaryota, Metazoa, Arthropoda, Insecta, Hymenoptera, Formicidae.